AUGGUCACCUGGCAGGAAGAGAGGUUGAGAGAGUGGGGCUCAUAUGACCACCAGAGCACCCUGGGGCCACUGGACAGCCCACAUUUGCUCUGCCUGCCAGUCAGUGGGAAACCGGCCUUCCCGUUUCGCCCUCCUGCUCAGCUCCCAGGGUGCACCACAGAGGCGGAGCCACCGGAGUUUCCCUUUGCGCGGAGAGUGUGGUCCCAACUCUCAGGACCGAAACCGCCCACCACUCGCCCGGGCUGCCCCUGCCCGGCUGCAUCGAGGCCCCGACCCUUUCCACCCCGGGAGCCCGGGUCCUCGCCGCCCCGGCCCCGAGUCCCGCACUCACCACCCGGCCGGGCCCCGCGGGAUGCGCGCGCUGAGGCGGGCGCCGACCGCUCCGGGUCAGGCUCUGCGCGCGGCCGCUUCCCCCCGGGUCUGGCGGAGCCGCAGCUGUUACCCGGAGACCGAGGGGCGGAAAACUGCGCCCGCUGCCCGCCCCUCCCGCGCGGCGCUGCCACCGCCGGGAACAAAGGAGACAAAGCCGCGUCGGCCGGGCCCGGCUCCGCUCCUUCCCCCUCGCCCGCCGGGCCACCCUCCCCCCGCCGCCGCCCGGGCCAGGCCGGAAGCAGCCGGGAGAGCCGGGCGCGCGGCCCCGAGCCGCCCGGGACCCCGCAUUCCAGCCCUGCAGUCUCGGCGUCGGCCGAGGGCGGGGGACCCGACCCCUCCCGCACGGGGCAGGGAAGGGGGCAGACUGCACCCCAGCUGUCGCCAUGGCAACGCGGGUCGUCCGGGGGAUGAGGAGGGAACCCCUGGAGCCACGGCUGCCCCGCCCCGCCGACCUCACCUGCCCGCCGCGUUGGAACUGGAACUGGGAGCUUUCUCGGUUGCGAGGGGCCGAGGCGGGGGGUCGCGCUCCGCUCCCGCAAGUGCUGGUGGAACAGCGCCCCGGCCUCUUCCCGCCCCGCCAGAGCCGGGUCGCACCCGGGUCCCUCACCUGCUUGGCCCGUUCUGCCUGCGCCUGGCCUGGCCCCGCGCCCAGAGCUCCCUUUCCUUUCCUUCCCCGGCUCCGAUGGUCAUCCCCCUCAACUUUCUUUACCUGAACUCCGAGGCGCCUUGUUUCUUCCCUGCGCACCUGGCCCUGCCCACCAGACUCCCCAGCAGCCAAUCCCUCCUUCCGGCCCCCACCUCUGGCUGUUGGAGAAGAGCAUGGGCUUUGGACCUGGCUUGCACCAUCAACUAAGCCAUGUAACCUGACACCAACCCCCACCCCAGCCUAUUUGCUCACCAGCAAGUGGGGGCGUUACCACCUCUCGCGGGGCUGUGCAGGCAGGGCACCUGGGCUGCAGAGGCACACAAGCAAGGGCUCACUUCUUUCCUUUCUUCUCAGCCCUGGACCCGGACCUGGACCCACCCCAAGCUGGGAAGCGUUGGGCAAGUCUGGGCUCCCUCACUGGCAAACAUCUGGGCCUUCUGCAGAAGGAAACGCUGGCAGAAGUGUUCUCUCCUGGGGCCCAUUUGUCCCCUGUGCAGGGCCCUUCACACCCUGGCAUGCCUACAGCUAACUCAGGAUCCAGAACCUGGCCUAUCCUAUUAGGACUUUUGGAGGACUUUGGCUCAAGGCCAUUGGCACAGCUUCCUGGGAGGCAAAACUGUCACACAGGCAUCUGAAAGCUGAGGUUCAGGUCAUCCGUACUGGCUAUUGCCCUAGAGCUACAGACACCCUCUUCCCAUCUCCCACCCGCUAACAAGGGCCUUUCGUCACUCAUCUUCCAGGCUCUAUGCCUUUCAAAUUUUCCCUCCCCAACUCCUCAGGUCACCCCUUUUCCUCCACUCCCACUUCCAGCACUUGAGUCCAGUCCCCACCUGCAGCCCCUGCACACAGCUGCCUUAAGCUGUCAAAGGGGAGUGGGUUAUCUGCAAUGUGUCAUACCUGCAGUACUCCAACAUCGGGACUGAAUACCAGCCCGAAGCUCCUGUUUACCAGGGCAAACAAAGCCACCCAUGGCCAUUUAGUCCAGGAGUUCAAGGGUCACUUCCCCUCUGAAAAGAGGUCAUACACAUGCCCCACUUCACCUCCCACCUGUGGGAGACCCCUCCCUAUCACUGCCUCCCCCCACUGCUUAGCAUCUUUUCUGCACCAGCAUAGCAAUGUCUCCCUGGAUCCCUCACCCUUAGCCUCUGACCUCAGAGACUGCCCACCUGGCACCCUGGACCCGCCACCUCAUUCUAUGCAACUUCCCCACACCCAUCACCACCCCAGCCAGGACAGUCUGCCCCAGUCCCUCACCCACUUUGGCUUUCCUGCCUCUGCAGUUUGAGGGAGCCCCCUGCACAUGCACAGAAUCCUUCUCUUCCCAAAUCCAUUCAACUAAGUGCACACCCUUCAGGACCUACCUCACCCCAGAGGAAACUAGGACUUCCAAACCCCACAACCCCCUUCAUCUGUACACAGAUAUGGGGCCUUCUGCCCUAUGAGGAGUGUGGACACUUUAAGUGUCUUUCCAUCCCAUGCCAUUCUGGGGAGCCAUUACUCGCCAAGGAUAGAGUGACUGAGGGAUCAAGUGCUAAGUACUGGGGUGGGGGGCAUUUAGUCCAUGCCCACUGCCCAAGACUGAGCCCAGGCUCCAAGAAGGAAAUGUGCCUUAAGGGAAACACUCCUGGCUCCACAGGUUCUGACAGCUCUGCACAGGCACCAGUGAACAAGCCCCACCUGCAGCCCCUGCACACAGCUGCCCCCUGAGCUCUCAAAGGGGAAUGGGUUAUCUGCAAUGUGUCAGACCUGCAAUACUCUUAACACCAGGACUGAAAACCAGCCCAAAGCUCCUGUUUACCAGGGCAAACAAAGCCACCCAUGGCCAUUUAGUCCAAGAGAUGAAAGGUCAUGGUUCCCCUCUGAAAAGAGGUCAUACACAUGCCCCACUGCACCUCCCACCUGUGGAAGACUCCUCCCUGUCACUGCCUCUCCAUUCACACUACUUGUGGCCUGAGCUCUGCCCAUGGCUGUGGAAGUUAUCCCUGGGCUGUAUGUGGGUAUGCACUCAGCCCUAGUGGCACACUAGUGCUGCCCAAAGCAUUCUCUGUACCAGGGAUCCAGAUUGGCCACCAAUCCCUAUACUGAGGUCCCCAGCAACAUUUAUCAACCAUUCCUCCAAUCUCUCUUCCCUGCUAUCCUCUGAUCACUCCUCCAGUAUUAACACCGGGAAGUUCUGCCCCACAUGGUAGAGAAAAUGAUCCAGGAGAUGGGAAGUAACCAUGGUCACCAACGAGUAAGCAGCGGGCUAGGUUCCACUUGCUGGAACUCCCAGGUCAUUUGACACAGGACAGUCAGGUUGUGGAGGGCAGGCCAGGAAAUUCAAAAUGAAAAUCUGGGCCUCAGGAGUGCAUCCAAAACAGUUCAGGAAAGAGGACAAAGAGAUGAGAGAGAAACUAAAGGGGUGACUACUCCAACUCCAGACCCAACCUUCAGGUCUUGGAUCUUGAUCCUCAAUGAACAAAAAAACUCAGUCUGAUUGUUUUAAAUAAUAAAACUCAGGAAAUUUUAAU
This is a messenger RNA of Callithrix jacchus (white-tufted-ear marmoset), 3528 nucleotides long. The record is from RefSeq and is a predicted model, not a curated record. Lineage: Eukaryota; Metazoa; Chordata; Mammalia; Primates; Cebidae.